UGAGCUAAGAAAUGGCGGCCACGUCAACCACGGUCGUCCCCGGUCAGCUACUACCAGUACGGUGCACUAGCAGCAGCAGCAGCAGCAGCAACGUCCGCGGCUGUGUCCCUUCGAGGACCGUCAAGCCAGCCAACUGUUCGGUCGGUGUGAAAACUGUUACGAAAAUCGUCAGCGGACGACGACCAGCAGCUGGAGGGCCGCAAUGGACAGUGUAGACCGUCGGCGGUCGAUAUCGGAUUCGAGUUCCCGUUUCCGCUAUCACUGAUCAGUUUGUGUGUGUGUGAGUGCGUUUUGGAGCUAGUCGAAGGGAGGUUGAUGCGCUGGCCUAUCAUCAGCUCCAGUGCCUACUGUGUGUGAUGGCGUUUUUGCGUUUCGAGUUGUAUUUUAAUUUGCCCGAUGCAGGCGUGAAAGCACAUCGCAGCGCUCGAGAAUAGAAAACUAUCGAUUUAUUGCGCCCGCAAACGUACGGAUCGGAAAUAGAUGUUUUGCAACGCAAAUUGAACCAACGACACACAGGGGUGUCAGAGAUAGAGAGCGAGAGCGAGAGAGAGACAGACAGAUAGGAAAAUGGCCCUAAAGACACAGUGUGGAGCUGGCUUGAACGCGUAAAAGUACACAAUAUUCUGAGUUUCUGUUUCGAUACAAACCAAAGCAACGAAGGGGUAGGAGCUACCCUGAGGGCUUCCAACACAGAACACUCGAACCCCCGAAAGGGAAGAAAUCUUUCACGAAGCAGUUCGGAUAUCGUUGUUCCGGGUGCUGUUGUGGGUUUCCCCAUCGUCCGUCAUAAGAAAUCUUCUAACCCGUCUUCUCGACAAGGAUUAGUAGCAUCCGGCUCCGGUACUUCUUACCGAUUUCGAGUGCUGUUCGACUGUUCGCCACCCUUAAGGAUUCUGCGCUAAAGAGGGCGGAGGUUGAGUGUCUUGCCAACGGAAGCUGCUUCCCCCUUUCCCGUAUGGUCGUUCAAGGAUUAUUGGUUCAACAGAGCGACACACUUACGGAAGCAAUUGCUCGCAGCGAACGAAGAGUGUGAGCAGCAUCGCCGCGCAAAGAAUUGUACAUGCGGCUGUGAAAGUGAGCGUUUUCUCCACAUGUCCUUGCUCUGUGUGGCGGGCGGACGAUUGUACUGCGCGUGAGGUGGGCGUGCUCAACGGAAGUGGUUUGGUGCAGCUGGUCUUCACACAAAAACCGCCCCACCUUGGUCAUCACCCAGCCGUGUGACCGACCUGUGUCAUCUCGUGCGUUGCGGGAAAGCGACGAUGGCUGUGACGCUGAAACAGGAGGUUAAUUUAUCGCGCCGUGCCUGCAGGCCCACAGACUGCUCACGAGAGCAGAGGACGCUGUUGGCGGACCGCCUGGCAGGGAACGGGGGCGGCUGUCGUCGGCACUACGGCGGCGCGAGUGAUUGUGGUGAACGAGGUGCUAACAACAACCCGGUGACGAUGCCGGCAAAGGAACUGACGGAUUGCUGCACCGGCCGAAGUGGUAGCCUUCUGACGUGCCUGCUGGCUACCCUCGCGAUGUGUGCGGGUCAAGUGUUAUUAAAGCUGCGCCACAGCACCGGUGGCUGGGAGCUGCAUCAGCCGCGGCUCGGCAGCCUGUGUAUAUAUGUAGUGUUCUGCAGCGCGCUGCUAUCGCACAAUGCCUUCGUUCUAGCUAGGCCCAACCUAAGCGCACCGGCCAGCGGCGAGAAGGUGUCGGUCGGUCAAUUAUCGCCCCUGGAUCUGGCGUUCGAUGCCAGCAGCGGACCGCUAACGAGUGCGAGUCAAUUAAAACGUUCUGCCGAGGCGGCGGCCAUCAUCGCCUCAACCGUACCGUCGUCGGACGUUGGCGACGACGGUGGUCAUGGCGAUGAGACCGCCGUCGGACAUGGUAAGGCUGCCGAAGGUGAGGGUGCACACGGUGGCAGCCACGACCGGUAUCCCGUUUCGCAGGUGGACUUUUCCCGCGUCGAAACUCCGUUCGUGAUCGGUGUCUGGAUUCUGUCUGCCAGCAUAGCCAAGAUUGGAUUCCACAUGACGCCCAAGCUGAGCCGCAUUUUUCCCGAAUCCUGCCUGCUGAUCGUGGUCGGCGUCAUCAUCGGUGUGCUGUUGCGGUACGCAACCAACCUGCACGUGUCGCCCCUGACGCCGAACACGUUCUUCUUCUACAUGCUGCCGCCGAUCAUCCUCGACGCGGGCUACUUUAUGCCGAACCGCAUGUUCUUCGACAACAUUGGCACCAUCCUGCUGAUGGCGGUGAUCGGUACGAUAUUCAAUAUCGCCACCAUCGGUACGUCGCUGUGGGCCUGCGGUCAAACCGGCAUCUUCGGCGUCGACCUACCGUUCCUGCACAUCUUCCUGUUCGCGUCGCUGAUCGCGGCCGUCGAUCCGGUGGCAGUGCUGGCCGUGUUCGAGGAGAUACACGUCAACGAGGUGCUGUACAUCGUGGUGUUUGGUGAAUCGCUGCUUAACGAUGCUGUCACUGUCGUAAUGUAUCAUAUGUUCGAGGUGUACAACCAAAUUGGUGCUAGCGAAAUCAUAGCCGUGGACAUCAUAUCAGGCAUUGCGUCAUUCUUUGUGGUUGCACUCGGCGGCACCAUUAUCGGUGUCAUCUGGGGCUUCCUGACCGGAUUGGUGACACGCUUUACCGAUCACGUGCGCGUUAUCGAACCGAUCUUCAUCUUUGUGAUGGCUUAUCUGGCGUACUUGAAUGCGGAAAUUUUCCACAUGAGCGGUAUCCUGGCUAUCACCUUCUGUGGAAUAACGAUGAAAAAUUACGUCGAGCAGAACGUGUCGCACAAAUCGCACACCACCAUUAAGUAUGCACUGAAAAUGUUGUCCUCCUCGGCGGAAACAAUCAUCUUCAUGUUCCUGGGCGUCGCCACCGUCAACAACAAGCAUGUGUGGAACACUUGGUUCGUUUUGCUGACAAUAAUCUUCUGUUCGGUGUAUAGAAUUUUAGGUGUUUUGAUACUGUCAGCGUUAGCGAAUCGUUUUAGAAUUCACAAGCUAACUAAAGUAGAUCAAUUUGUUAUGUCUUAUGGAGGCCUUCGAGGAGCUGUUGCGUUCGCGCUGGUGUUACUGGUGGAAAAGGAUCACAUUCCGCUGCAGCCCAUGUUCUUGACGACGACGAUUGCGGUCGUUUACUUUACCGUGUUCCUGCAGGGCAUCACCAUCAAACCGCUAGUCAAAAUUCUUAAUGUGAAGCGCUCGAGUAAGCGCAAACCAACCAUGAACGAGCGUAUCCACGAACGGUUUAUGGAUCACAUGAUGGCUGGAAUUGAGGACAUCGUGGGCAAGACCGGCAACUACAAUAUACGCGAUAAGUUUAAGAGAUUCGACAAUAGGUUCAUUCGUCCAUAUUUGAUCAAGAAUUUACAGGGUCCGGAGCCGAAGAUUUUGGAAACCUACUCUAAGCUAACGAUGCGCGACGCGAUGGACUACAUGCGGCGCAACCCAUCCACCAUCGGACAAAUGUCUGGAACUGAAUCAAUGAGUGCAUUAUUUAGAAACUACACGUCCUACUUCGGCGGAAGGUGCGGCGCCACAAUGCUCGGCACAUGCCCUAGCUUUACGAACCUUGAAAAUUCGACCCGCAACCUGGACAUGCAGGAGCUGGACUACAAUCCUUCGAAGAAAGACUUAACGGAUGCCAAAAUACAUCAUUUGCUGUCGGAGGAGCUUAAACCGUACCGCCGGGCUUCGCUACAUACGGCUCGACGACUUAGCUACAGCCGCCAUGCUGUUGACGAUCGUGAUCUAUCAACACAGGUCAACUAUAAAAUGCAGAUGAACAUUCGCCGUAUGAUAAGCGAAAAGAAACAUCACAAACGCAGCAAGCGUGUGAAGGAUGGCAAGCAGCAGAAUCACGUCUCGUUCCCGGAGUUUGUGCAGAACGGAUCUGCGAAACAGUUUGCGAACGAUUACAUCAACGAAGUGCUGCACGAAGACAACGAGGACGAGGAAAGACAGGCGGGACCGGCGGAAGAUUGGGACGGAGGUGGCCUUACCUUUACCGCCAAAUCAUCGCCCGCAUCGCCGGCUAUAAGUGUGAAGCAUACGCUGACCGGCGGAGGUGACCGUGGUGCAAUGGACGAAAGAGGAGCCGAGAAGGAAGACAAACGGUUUUCGCGCGAAUCACGCUUUUUGGAAUCGGAGCAACGGGUCGCAACACCGACUGCAAUCGAAUCGGUUCUGCCCUGGAAACGGGUCGACGAGAGUGACGAUAAUGGUGCUAUCAAACAGAACGAGUUCCCAUCAUGGGCUUCGAACAAGGAGUAUCUAGCUUACAAUUCACCAAGUGCAACAUUUUUGGGUGGCUUAACGCAACCUAAACAGGCUAAGUCCGUAAUAGGUCUGUUCCGGCGCGAGAGUUCCGGUUCCGGCGGGGUCGUCAUCGGCGGCGUGACUGAUUCCGAGACAUCGACCCCGGUGGCGGCAACCACACCGGUCGGGCGCGUCGCCGUCCCCAAGGACAAGCGUUCGGCCUCCAUCGCCGGGUACAUCACGAUCGGCGACGGCGGAGAAGCGGCGGGCAACCCGAUGCUGGAUCCGCUCGGCAUUUCGCGGGCCGGACCGCACGCGAACGCGUUCCCCGUUACCGCCAGCCAUCGGCGUAACAAUCGCCGUGGAUCGAUGCUGGAGCUAAGCGGCGAGGCAAUCCCAGAAGAAAACUACACCAAAUCCCUCCCCGAGCGAGACAAGUACGGAGCCCGCCGAGCACCAGGUCUAAUCAAAGCGUCAUCCACCAACACACCGAAGUCGGCGGCCGGGCGUCGAUCGGGCGGCCCGGUCAACCCGCAAACUACGGCCCUCCUGUCCGCCAGCUCGACCGAUUCGGACGACGAUGAGGAUGAAGUCGAUGGGCACCGGUCCGGCGAUGCAACGCGCCGUCUAAACGGCGACGGAAACAACGACAACGACGAGGACGAUGAGGACGACGACGAUGAGGAUGAGGACUGCGCGGACGAGCAGCACCCCAUAUGAGAAAUAUUCAUCUAGGGUAGUCGUUCGCACUAUCGUGGUAAUCAACGGUGGCUCACCUUCGCGUGAAGGUCGCUUUACUGGUUGGCCGACCAAGCAAAAUGCGGCCAGAAAAUGUGUGAUUGAGGUAGAUUGCAACAACAAAAAACGCUUUAGCGCUUCUUCCAACUCGUUCCCCCGCGCAUUCCGUGUAAUCCGAUGCCUUAGCGAAGGAUGUAGAGAAAUCGAGCGAAAACAAAAACCAAAAGGAAUUGUGUCCGGUUCCGCACCGGUCUUCUCGCACAGCUCGUGAGGUACAUCCGUCGGUAGCAAGAAGAAAGCAGACAAACCCCGGUGGCUAAAUAAUUACUAUUAUUGCAACAUCAACUACUAUUACUACUACUAAUACUACUACUACUCCAACUACUAUCACUACUCGAACGUUGUGUUAUGUUGCUGAAAGUAUUCGAAAGCAUUCCGGUUUGCGUUUAGGUAAUGAUAGAUGGGAGCCCCUCUCAGUACUGUCCGAACGGUCAGAACGAAAGGAAAAAGGGAAAAAUCUGCACACCGUACUUAGUAGCUGUGAGCCGAGUCGGACGGCCGCAGAAUGGACCGCAGCAGAAUGGAGAGAUAGUUUAUUUUGGGAAUUUAGAUUUUAACGAAGAGACAGCAAAACAAUCGAUCGUUAUAUAGAAGAUGUAGCUAUAAGAGGGAGAUAGAGAGGGAGAGAGAGAGAGAGACGGCGAGAUAAGGGGAAAGGUAGAAAUGUUUUAGUUUUACACAUCAUUUACAACUCACUAACGCGGGUAAAGUAGAAUGAAGCAGAAGAGUGCAGAAGAAUUUGGUGCUAUUAACAAAUGCAAGACCGCGGUGAUACUGACUUUCCCCGGCACGAUCGAUAGGAACCCAUCCUCCGAUGUGUGUACUGGUCCACAAACUGUGUACUUAAAUGCUGUGUAGCUAAUUGAAACCUUCCCGGGGGGUUGCUUUCCCCGUGCCCGUGUAUGGAUGGGUUAGCAACCCAACCAAAACCCACCCAUCCCCAUCGAAGAAUCGAUUUUAUCAGCUGCUAAACACAACGCUAGAACAAUUUCAAUGUAGCAACAAUUUUUAAAACUAAACAAUACACACACACACACACACACACAGUCACAUUACGACGGAUGGAGACGGCGUAAGUUAGCAAGCCAAAGUAGUCAGUCACCCAUCAGUUACCAGUAUCGACGUCUAGCUGAACGACCCCGUAACAGUAGCACGUUCCGUUGCAGGCGCAGGCGUUUAGAUGCUAGAUUCACUAGAAGUAAACGGAAAUCGGCAGGAGCCUUUAACAAACACCCCCAAACGAUACCCCUGAGUCGGUUACAAUUUUAGUUCUGUUCCAUCCGUUACCAUCUGGAUGAUAUUCGGAUGACUAUGACGAUAUCAUUUCUAUUUCAGGGUUUCGAAUCAUAUCGAACAGCGGGAUGCAUCAAAUGGAUAGUGGAAUAUUGCAUUCAGUUAGGGGAAUUUUUCAACACGGCUGUGGAAUCGUCACGUGACAAGGUUGACCCAAACACUUGAAAAAUUUCACUACAAAGUUCAAUAAUUUCUUCUAACUAAAUGCAACAAUUCCAUUGUAUGGUUGCAACUUUCCACCCCAGAAUUGCAAUAUCUCUUUAUCAAGUUAAAACAUCAGAUCGGUUCGGUCCGGUCGCUUCCCCGUGCAAGGUAAAACCUUCCAAGAAAGAAUGAGGUUGGAGCGUUCCACCGAGUGAAUCAAAAUUGUUCCACUGUACGAUUCGAAGCCCUGCAAGUUAACGCUUCGAACUGUUUGAUUGCCUUGAUGUCACAAAUGAAGUGCACCAAGCAACUUCUCUGUCACGUUACAUUUCAGCCCCGCAGUAGCUACUCUAACGUGAUGAGCCUACCCCAAAAGCGCUCCUGCUUCUGCUUUAGUUUUCUGCCGUUAGUUAGAUUUAGUUGUGCGGAUUUUAGCGUUUAGGUCAAUGACACAACAACAAAAAAACAGAGGUAUUAUUACACGUCAGUAUCGAAGCACAUGGACACUAGGACACUAGCUUCUAGGGCACAAUUAUGUACUACGACUGGUGUGUACUAGAUAGGUAUGCCGGCAGCAAGUGCAAAUUGUCGCAUUAUUAGUACUAUUGCACCCAGUUUUAAGUGUUUUCUUUUGUUUUGUUUUGUUUUUUCCCUUUUCUUACAUGUUCUUGAUACUUAAGUAUGUAUUGUGUUUUAUUGCAUUUUUUUUUGUUGUCCUUUACUUAAACUUCCACAGGGUUUUCAAUGACAUUUUGUUAGUUCUUUUGACACUGUACUUAACUUUUUUCUUUCAAUUAGGAUUACAGUUAAACUAUGAGGUAAAAUAUAGAAACUACCAGUUUAUUGUUUCCUUUUGGUAAGGGCUUUAAAGCAAGAGUCGUCAGGCAUCUUGGAGCAAAACGAAAAAAAGGUGAAACAAAAAUCCAAUCUGGCCAAUACUUACCCGUGUAGCAGGGUCUAGUACCUCUAUCCGCUCACCGUUCUCCUCACCAGUGGCUGUUUCGGCAGGUUUGAAGCGCAACAGCGUGAGGUGGGUGAGGUGCGAACAAAAUAAAACUAAAACAUUGUUACUAAAUGAACCUUUAACGACGACUGUAGGUCACCAUUUUACGGCAUUGCAUUGCACGUGUAGUGGCGGUAUGAAAGAAAAAAAAAUAGCAAACGCAACAAUCUCUUUCCUGUUUCGAGAAGAGAAACGCUUUUUGAAACCCCAAGAGGCACAAUACAACAACAACAAAAUCCUUCCCCAAAAUGCGCCCCGUUUCUUCCCCAACUGCUGGUAGAAAUGCACCAUUUAAAGAAACGUCACAACAAAAUAGUAGAAACAUGAGUUGAUAGUGUGUAAAAAAGAAGAAGGAUAAUUACUUACGAUCGUUGUUACGCUGUGAGAUGUGAGAACAGAACUGAGAAAAAAAAAAACAAAAACAAAUGAACGCUGAGUUGUUAUACAAAGAAUAAUGAGAAUGAGCUGAAGCACAAGAAAGUACUAUUAUGCACAACAAGAGAUUGAACGAUUGAACUCAUUUUGCUACAGGAAGGAAGCAAAAGUAAAAAGAGGCCAAAACAAAAUGGCUAAGAAUGGGGAACAGAGGGAAAACAUAACCACACAAACAAACAAACAAACAAAAAACUACCGUACGGGUUUGAGUUGAUGUUUCGAGGAUAAGAAAAAGCAAGAGAAGCACAGGGAAGCAAGCCGAACGAAACGAUGUGAAACCUAAUGGAUCAAGAAUAGAUAAAAAGUAAGAUUUAAAAAUCAAGGGUUCAGUAGAAAUGUUUAGCGAAUGUGGGUAGGGUUAACAGUGUCAAGGGAAAACAGUGAAGUGUGGAGAGGAAGCUGAAACUGAAACGAAAAGUGUAUAAUAAAACAGACGGAGAGGAUAUUAAGAAACGA
Messenger RNA from Anopheles stephensi (Asian malaria mosquito), 8376 nucleotides. It is a transcript of the gene Nhe2, whose product is annotated as sodium/hydrogen exchanger 3. The record is from RefSeq and is a predicted model, not a curated record. The coding region runs from base 1260 to 4967 and encodes 1235 amino acids. The transcript is spliced from 22 exons. Lineage: Eukaryota; Metazoa; Arthropoda; Insecta; Diptera; Culicidae. Gene Ontology annotation, biological process: sodium ion transport; proton transmembrane transport; regulation of pH. Gene Ontology annotation, molecular function: sodium:proton antiporter activity. Gene Ontology annotation, cellular component: membrane.